Pogoniulus pusillus (Red-fronted tinkerbird) is the source of this 7335-nucleotide messenger RNA. RefSeq names its product RecQ like helicase (gene RECQL). The record is from RefSeq and is a predicted model, not a curated record. Gene Ontology annotation, cellular component: chromosome; cytoplasm. Gene Ontology annotation, biological process: double-strand break repair via homologous recombination. The transcript is spliced from 15 exons. The coding region runs from base 313 to 2265 and encodes 650 amino acids. Gene Ontology annotation, molecular function: 3'-5' DNA helicase activity; ATP binding; four-way junction helicase activity. NCBI's taxonomy places the organism in Eukaryota, Metazoa, Chordata, Aves, Piciformes, Lybiidae.
GCUCGCAGAAGGGACGGGGCGACCGAGUGUGGCUGGGUUCAAAGCUGCAUCCUUUCUGCGCCUGGAGUGGGGCCACGGCACUCUCCUUGCCGUGCAUUCUCCACGACGCCGUCUGCUGUUGCUUUUCCCGCCGGCCCGCCGAGCGGAGGGCUCUGCUGCCAAGUCGUGGCGGCUCCGACGCAGAAGGCGUGGGGCCGCCUCGGUGGGACGGGCGCUCACUGCCCUUCGUGCCCACGGCUCGCGUUCGGCUUACAGUGACAGUUGCUUGAUUAAAUAAGACCUUCUAAGGAUAACAUUCUCUACUCUCCAAAGAUGUCAGCUGUUGCAGUGCUAGAGGAGGUUUUGGUCUCCAUUGAAAAUGAGCUGCAGGCAGUGGAGAUGCAGAUUCAGGAGCUUGUGGAAAAACAGCAAGAACUGGUUCAAAAGAAAAUGAGGGUGAAAAGUCUGAUAAAGCAGUCCUCAGGAGACUCGGAGGCAGGUGGAAGUGAAGCCACUGAAACUUCAGCUGAGGCAUGGAACAAAAAAGACUUUCCAUGGUAUGAGAAGAUAAAAACUGCGUUGCACGGCAAGUUUAAACUCCAGAAGUUUAGGUCUUUGCAACUUGAAACAGUAAAUGCUGCAAUGGCAGGGAAGGAUAUAUUUCUUGUCAUGCCUACAGGUGGUGGAAAGAGCCUUUGCUAUCAGUUACCAGCUGUCUGUUCUGAUGGUUUCACACUUGUGAUAUGUCCUUUGAUAUCACUUAUGGAAGAUCAGCUCAUGGUUUUGGAAAAACUUGGUAUUUCUGCAGCUUUAUUAAAUGCUUCAAGUAGUAAGGAACAUGUGAAGUGGGUUCAUACCGAAAUGCUAGACAGAAAUUCACAGCUGAAGCUCAUUUAUGUGACCCCGGAGAAGAUUGCAAAAAGCAAAAUGUUCAUGUCAAAGCUAGAGAAAGCUUACCAAGCAGGGUGUCUCGCUCGCAUUGCUGUAGAUGAGGUCCACUGCUGUAGUCAAUGGGGCCAUGACUUCAGGCCUGACUACAAAUCUCUUGGUAUCUUAAAAAGACAGUUUCCCAGUGCUCCCUUGAUUGGAUUGACAGCAACUGCCACAAAUCACGUGUUAAAGGAUGCUCAGAAAAUUUUGCAUGUUCAGAAGUGCAUUACCUUUACUGCAUCAUUCAACCGGCCUAAUCUUUACUAUGAGGUUCGGUAUAAGCCUUCAAAUAAUGAAGAUUUCAUUGAGGACAUAGUUAAGCUCAUUAAUGGCAGAUACAAAGGACUCUCAGGAAUUGUGUACUGUUUUUCUCAGAGGGAUUCUGAGCAAGUUACUGUGAGUUUGCAGAAGCUGGGAAUCAAGGCAGGGACUUACCAUGCAAACAUGGAUGCUAAAAAUAAGACCAAAGUUCAUAAAGGAUGGACAACAAAUCAAAUCCAGGUUGUAGUGGCAACUGUUGCUUUUGGAAUGGGAAUUGAUAAACCUGAUGUGAGGUUUGUAAUUCAUCAUUCUAUGAGCAAAUCAAUGGAGAACUACUACCAAGAGAGUGGUCGUGCAGGUAGAGAUGACCAAAAAGCUGACUGCAUUUUGUAUUAUGGUUUCGGAGAUAUAUUCAGAAUCAGCUCAAUGGUAGUGAUGGAAAAUGUCGGGCAAAAGAAGCUGUAUGAUAUGGUGUCUUACUGCCAGAAUAUGAACAAAUGUCGACGGGUCCUCAUAGCUCAUCAUUUUGAUGAAGUGUGGGACUCUGCUAACUGCAACAGAAUGUGUGAUAACUGCUGUACAGAGAACUCAUGUGAGAAAAUGGAUAUAACAGGACACUGCAGGGAUCUCAUUAAGAUACUUGAGCAAGCUGAAAACAUGAAUGAGAAACUUACCCCGCUGAAAUUAAUCGAUGCAUGGUCUGGGAGAGGUGUAACAAAACUCAGAGUGGCUGAAGUUACUCCACCAAGGCACCCUCGGGAGGAACUGGAGAGAAUUGUCACCCAUUUACUGCUGCAGCAGUAUCUGAAGGAAGACUUCAGCUUCACGGCAUUUGCUACAAUAUCCUACCUUAAGAUAGGACCAAAGGCAAGUCUACUGAAAAACGAGGCACAUGUUGUGACUAUAGAAGGGAUAACAAAGAAGAAAAGUGUUUACAAGGACAAACCAUCUCAGUCUUCAAAUUCAAGUGCUCAGACUGUUUCAAAGACUACUCAGGAUUCAGAGGUGAAAAAGUCAGAGAAACAUAAACAGCUUAACUGUGGUUCUGACAUAAAAGCAAAGAAGAUGAAGCAGGUGGAGAUGACUAAACAGUAGUGCUUGACUGAGCUUCACAGACUGCAUUUAGGAUCUAAUCAUGUUUGCUUCUCUGUGGAUAAUGCAAGAUGUAAGUUCAGUUUGUGUUUUAGUAAUGUUACUUCUUGUGCAUUUUUAAAAAUGAAAAGCAAAUAACGAAGUAAGUGUUGUUAAAACUCUCAGGCCUACAGCAGUCUAACAGUCGAGGAAGCAAGGUUUCAUAUCAAAUAGCUUUUGUGUAUCUUAGGAUACAGCAAUGGCUACAAAGUGUCAAUAACUACCCUGCUGUCUUUUUUAACUCUGGAAGCAGUAGUGUAUACCAACACUAUUGCAGGCUGGAAGAGACUUACAGAUCAUCUAGUCCAGCCUCCUGCUCCAAGGAGCCCAAAUAAAAUCAGAGUACUCAGUGCUGUCAGGUAAUUUUUGGCCAUUCCCAAAGAUGGAGAUUCCACAGCCCCUCUUAGCACCUGUUGCAGUGUUUCACUAUCUUCAUGAGUGAAAAAAAGAGAAAAGGACAUUUAUUAGAGCUAAUUUUUAUUUCUUGUGUUGCAACUUGCCUGUUGCCUUUUGUCCUGCCAGUGUGCUCUUCUGAGAAGGAUCUGGCUGCAUUGCAGCUCUGCUUGGCCAUUAGGUAGCUGAAGACAAUCACAGAGUCACAACUGUCACUUCUAGCCCUUGCCUUUCUUCUCUUUUAAUGUGAAAUAAAUUCAGUUCUCUGGUGUUUCUCUCCAGGUCCCUGCUUCUUCUCUCAGAGUACCUAGGCAGCCCUCUGAUAGACUCAAACCAGUGUAACAGUGUGUUUCUCUUCCUGGGAAGUACAGAAUGUCACCCAAUACUCCAGCUGUCAUCUCACAAGUGCUGAAUACCCAGAAAGAGUUUUUAUGCCGCAUUGCUGGUUCUGCUUUUGCAUUACAGCCUACUCUGCAGUUUUUGCAUGUGCUGCAAAGGCACACUGCUGACUCACUUUAGCUUGUUAUCUCCUGGAAACCUGGCUCCUUUUCUGCAAAGCUACUUUCUAAAGCAGUCUGGUCCCAGCCUGUGUGGUAUUAGUCCACUCCAGGUGCAGGACUUCCCUCUUGCCUUUAACUUAAGAGGUGCCUGUCAGACCAUAUGUUCUGCCUAUCUAGGUCCCUCUGAAGAGCAGCCCUGCCCUGCAGUGUGUCAACAGGUUUCCCAGCCUUGGUGUCAUCUGCAGACUGGCUGGAGCACACUCUGUCCUUGUACCUAGACUGUAAGUGAAAACCCUAAAUUGUACAUGUCCCAAUAUUGAUCUGGGAGCAUUGCCGAAAGUAAAUGGCCACCAGCUGGAUUUUGCACCACAGAUCCUAAUUCUUUGAAGCAGGUGGUGUGGAUGACUUUCUGCCUAAGCUGUUGUAUAUUUAUCCAGUCUGUAUCUCACUGUUAUUUGUUAAUUGAAAGGAAACUAUGGGAGAUAAUGUCAAAAGCCUUCUAGAAUCCAGUGGUACCUUCUUUAUUUAUACACCAGCUUGUCCCAGUCUUCUUGAUCAGGUAUGCUUUUACUUCUGCUAGAUCUAUCUGUCUAUUCCCAGUCACCUCCAUGUCUGAAAAUGUCUUCUGGGAGUAUUUGCCUCUUAAGUUUUCUGUGGGUUAUGGUGAAGCUGACUGGUAUGUGACUUGUUAGACCCUUCUCUUUGAAGACAAAUGAGAUAUUUGCCUUUUCCCAGUCAUCAGGAACCUCCCUCCAGCCUCCUAAGCCCUCUUAGAAGUUAUAGCAAUCUUGCAGUGACCUCUGCUAGCUUCCUCAGUGCAGCCUGGCCUGUGCAGUGACUCUCUGUCUGGCCACUUGGCUGAUCUGUAACUUCCACCUUCCUCUAGUUCUUUAAUCCUAUGGACUGUUAGUAGGCCUAGGGAAAUCAGGUCUCAGGACAAACUUUACUGGUGAAAAUGAGUCAUAAAAUAGGAGUCCCUUGAGCUUUCCCAUGUCCUGUCACUAGUUCCCCUACCCCUCUGACCCAUGGGACCAUACUUUCCUUACCUUUUCUUUUACUGCUGACAUACUUAGAGAAGCUUCUUAACUGCUUUUCAUAUUCUCUGCUAGUUCCACCUAACUCCCUCCCUACAUGCUCAGGCAAUGUCUCUGUUCUGGGUACCUUGUACCUCUUGCCUUCUUUUUGUGUUUGAGCUAGCUCAGCUCACUUUUCACCUCUGCUGGGUGGCAGAACCUUUCACACAUAAGGAUUGACUGGUGUUUUAAGGAGGUUGUGGUUUAGAAAUCAAUCAACCAAUUUUGGGAGUUGGAAUUAGACUGAAACUCAUCUUUGCUGUCUUUGUGUUUUUGUGGGAGUUUGUUUGUUUGUUUUUUCUAAAAAGGCAUAAAAUUUAUAUUUGAAGUUGAAUGUUGUCAGAACCUGAGACUGAAUUUGGGAAGCCUAGGUGCAAAGGGAGGGGUGAUAAAAAGAAUGCUUGAGCUGUUACCUUGAUGAGUUUGGAAAAACAUGUGCUGAAAUCCUAGUGUUGGUAACCAACAGAGCCUUUGCUGCUACUGUGAACAUGUUGCUUUCAAUUCUUCUUGUGUUUGGCCAGAGCUGGGAGCAGAACAGCUAGGUUAAGGGAAAAGGCCUGAAGAGCAGCUCUGCUCACACUUCAGUUUCUGAGCACAAAAGUUGCUGGGCUUUGAUUUUAUUUACACUUAACCUUUAAACAGUGAUUAAAUCCAGAAAUGCAGAUGUUUUGGUUGUGCUAUUUAUUAAAAAGAACUUUUGAGCCAUGUGAAAGUUAACAAGUAAGAGCAAGUAUUGCUUUCCCUGCCCCUCAGACUUCUGGAAUUCCCAAUAACUUCUUCAAAACUAGAAGAUGGUUUAUAUUGAUCCUCCUAUUCCAAGAGUUUAAAAUUAUGUUGGAUUAAAGUCAGUAACCAGGAAAUUACCCUUACUCAAAUUCCUCUGAGACUGAUCUCAAUCUAGAACCAUCUGACCUCCCCUCUCUCACAUGGACUUCAAGAAAUUGAUAGAAUAUCUUUGCCAUCUUAACAUUUAACUAAUUACAGAAAAGCUUGGUGAUAUGGAAAGUAUCAUUUUCAUACAGUAAGCAGACUUGAGGAAAGUGCAACCAUGUGGCUUGGCACUGCUCCACAUUCAGACAACAGCAUAAUCACUGAACUGCCUGUGUGGGAAGGGACAUUGAAAAUCUGGUCCAACCUCUAUGGGAAAAGGAUCUUAGAUGGGAUUAUAAGAACUCUUGUGCAGAUGUGUCUUGGAGGCCUCCUAUGAUGAGAACUCUGCCAUAGCCCUGCAGCAAUUGUACUAGUGGCUGAUUGUUGUCACUGUGAACUAUAUUAGGUGGAAAUACACAGCAGCCUGCUCCAUAUGCUCCAGCCAGCUGACAUCAACCAGUGCUGUUGUGUUUGCCUUUCCUUGGAGUGCACUGCACCUGGGUCCUGCUGGAGAUCUGAUAGGAUGAAGCAGUGCAGCUCCACUGCAAUGUCUAAACACCUAGAGUGACAAGCUGUAAAAAAGCUGUUCUCAACUGUGAUGGUUUGGGUGUUACCAGUUCCUCCCCCAUUUUGGAAAUCACUCAGACUAGACUCAGCAGCUCUGGAAAUUGAAUGAAGCUUUAUAUAUAGAGCUUAGCACAAUAUACAAGCAGAUAUUUACAAUAUAUACAGUUAUAUACAGAAAUAUACAAGUUAAAAGAUAAUACAGAAACACAACACCCCUCCCAGAAACCCAGGAGGGGCUCACAACUGCCCUUCCACCUUCUCUCACCCCUCCCCCUCUCUACCUUACCCCAGAUGUUGCCUUGUGCCCAGGGAAGAUAGGAGGGUCAGCCAGAGGGGUUAAGAAGCAGGUGGAUUAGUCACAAAGAUGGCAGGUUAGAUUAGAGGGAGAGAGAAGUUCAGCCCAAAGCCCAGACAGCGACUCUGUGUUAUCUAUGGAUUCUUGUUCUUACACAUUUCAGCAAGUCUAUCAGUGAAGUAGACAUCACCACUGUUUCCCAUUCAUAGCCUGUAAUCUAUUUCUUCUCACCAAAACAUUCUAGCUAGCUUCAGAGUAGCACAAUCCACCCCUAUUUCACUCAGUAUUGCUGAGAAAUCUUCUGUCUAAUCUAAACCAAUAUUUACACUAAUGAAUAUUACAAGUUCAGUUCACACUUCAUUGUGGCUAUCUCAGAUGUAGGUGAUUCAAAAGCUCAGAAAACAGCAGUUUGUCUCCUCACAGAUGAGAUGAGAACAGGGACUCCCUGGUGACACUGGGUUCAUGCUCUCAUACUGUAGAUUCUCUCGUAGAUUCUUUCAUUGGAUGCCAAUAGUAUUUAGAACAGAAAACUCCUAACAGCUUGUAAUAUACACUGAAUUUAAACUCUCUCAGCUAAGGUUAGAUUUCUCUGUGGCACACACUGGAUUUCACCAUUCUCCUGCAUUACCCAGUAGGUGUGACCAGGACCUUCAGCAGACACCACCCCUCGGACAGGUUUCCCUUUGCCCGAAGGAGAAAAUUCCCAAACAGUUUUCCCUAACAGAUUCUUUUCAUGUACAACAGGAACUUUAUCACCGUCUGCUGUUUGGAGCAGAUCUGAUUGUUCAGGGCUCGCGCUGGAAUCGGGCUGUAAUUGGCUGUGGUCUUCACGCCUAGGAAGUGGUAACUCUGCUCCUUGUCUAGCAAGGGUAUAAAUAUUAGGGUUUCCGCUCCUGGGGUUCCCGCCUUGGAGUUCAUUCCCACCUCAGAGAUCGUGCCUGCCUGAGACUUCUCCCCGCCCGCGCCUGGCCUGGAUAAAGAGCCCAGUGUUCUGAAGGACUGCUUCACCCAUCAACACCUUUUGUGUAGACCUUAAAAACCCUUAACGACUCUUCUGCUGCUUCUGAAAGAGAACCCGAGAAGACGAGCAGCAGUCCACCCUUUCAGCCAACCUGACCGUGAGUUUAUUUUGGCUCAGCUUUAUUAUUAAGAAAACACCAUUCAUUUAAUAGCUAAAGCCUUUUCCAACUUCUGACUUUCAAAAUAGUCAAAUUAUCUAUGGUAUCCUGUAGAUUUUCCCAAGCUGAAUCUGGUAAUGAAAACUCAAUUAAUUUCUGUAUAUAGUUUUGGGGGCGGGUUUUUGGGAAAAUAAAAUAACUCUAUUUUUGUAUAAAAA